AUGAAAGGAACCUUUCAAUCUGCCAUCGGCUUGUCCGUUUUCUCCCUUGCUUCUGCUUUCACCACCAGCAGUGUUUCUUCCGACAGUGGUUCGACAGCUUGCGUUCAGCAAAAGUUGAAUUUGCUCGAGCUGGGAUCUGCCGUUGUCUACACGUGCGGUGACAACCAAAACCGGGGUGCCGGAAUCGGUGCUACCAGAGUGGUCAACUUUGAUGAGUACAGUCCCAAUGGCGACGAGAUUGUCUUGUCGGCUGGACCGGUGAUUGGAUACAUCGCUCAUGCCGAUCAUGUCAAGUGCGCGUUGGGUUCCACAGUCACUGUGCUCCAAGUGCGAAAUGACAAUGGAGAGUGGACCGACAGUGGUGAGGUUAUUCCACCUGUCAUAUCCUUUGACGAGCAAUGCCCGGACACCACCGAAUUGGCCGGCCGUUGGAUUGAAGCCAACAGCGCCUAUACUGAUUGUGCAAUGGAAGAUUUUCAAUGCAACUGGGUGAUUGUUCCAGACGAGUUCUAUGGAUCGGCUGGACCCUACUACACCGAAAGGGAUGGUGGCGUCAGUUGCAUGGUCCCAGAGACCUACGUUCCAGUCUGUCAAACUAGCAAUUUGGAACGAUUCAAUGAUUUCGUUCGCGUCAGAGGCGACGGCUUGAGUAUGGGCAUUGAAGGAGCCUUCCCAUCUCUCUACUGGUACAACAACAUCGCUACUGCCCAAGAAAAUCGUUGGGUCUGCAAGAUUCCGCAAGGAGCCGUGGUCGAGAUUUCUCAAGGAACUCCGCUCAGUGCCUCCAGCACCAUUCGUCAAGCUCCACGUUCCGAAGCGGCGACCCUUUAUGCGUGCGAGGGAGCCGUGGACGAGUGCACUUUGGAGUUUGCAGCUCCUCCAGUGUCCAACGAUACCACCGUGGAUCCAUUGGAGACAAAGCCUGUUAUUGGAUCGACACAAUUUGAUGGUGUGGAGUCUACCAAUAUUGGCGAUGCCAAUUCGAUUUGUCAACAAAUGGAGGUAUUGAGCAUGGAAGACGGAAACACUGAUCCUGACGAUUCCUUUGUCAUUUUGCAAGGUCUUGUGGGUAAGGCCGCUCAUGCCUUCUGCUCGAACGGAACAGAUGUAGCAUUGCCCGAAAUGCCCGGCAAUCCCGAAUGGCUCCCCGCUGCACUCACCGAGUCUGAGGAAUGGGUGCCCAUGUCCGGUUCACGUGAAUGCGAAGUGCCUUACUUGGAACUGCCACCCAAUUUUCACCCGGCUCUUACCUGUGCGGAAGGCUUCAACUUGGUGGCAUCCAUCGCCUCUGGAUUCAACCCGAGUGUCUACCAUUCCUCUGGUCCUCUUUACAUGUAUGGCGAUAAUGCGACUGACCUUUCAGAUACAUUCAACAGUCUAGACUCCUUGUCAAAUGCUAAUUGCCGCCAACGCAGAUUUCCCAGUGGUGCUACAGGAAUUGGAUCGUGGGCUCAGCUCAAGCUUAUUGCUACUGCUGGCGUUUUGUUGAUGACGCUUUUGGCUUGGUAA
Molecule: messenger RNA, 1509 nt
Organism: Cylindrotheca closterium
Lineage: Eukaryota; Bacillariophyta; Bacillariophyceae; Bacillariales; Bacillariaceae
Source: the annotation of a GenBank genome assembly